GGGGCGGGCAGCAUCCGGCUGAAACGUGCAGGACUGAGCGAGAGACCGCCCGGAGGAUCGGGUCUGAAAUUGCUGCCCUGGUGUCCAGACGCAGACCCAGGCGGAACAGGCAGCUGCUCUCUGACAGCUGUCGGGCAGAAGGCAGCCGCGGAGGCACCUAAGAUGAUGUGCUCUCUCGGGGCGUCCUAACCAGGCGCUCGUUAGUCGGUUGUGUCUAACAUGUAGGGGCUGUCUCGCAGUGCCACUGGUGUUUCCAAAUCCUGCUUUUAUUUAACACGGAACACGCACGAGCACCCUGUUACGGUGCUCGUAACCUUUAACCUGUGUUCCCCGUCUUCCAGUUUUGUUUCGUCCUGACCCCGCUUCGCCCCUUUCCUUCCGUUCCGUCUGCCUCGCGGGCCAGAGGUCUCACUUCUCGUCCGGACUCCCGCGGACGGCUCUCAGUUCUGGUUCUCCCUCUGGCCCCUCCUCCCCGCCCGCGGACGAGCCUCUUCCUCCUUUCUCCCCCCGCACCCCGAACCCGGGACUGCAUUUCCCGGUAGGCGCCGCGGCCCGGCAGCCAGUGAGCGGCUGAAGAUUUGGCGGCGGCGGCGGCGCCCCAAGAGUCGGGGUGGGGGGGCUUUGUGCGCGGCGUCGGUGGCGGCGGCGGGAGCGGGCGGCGCGACGGCCAGGAUCAAGGCGGAGACGCGUGCGAAGGCCGUCUCGACCCGGAGGACCUUGCCGCCCCAGUCCGACCGCCGGCCACAGGCUCCUGUCCGGUAGCAGCGGCUGCGCGGCACCCCCCUAUCCCUCCGCCUCCCCUGCCUUCCCCACCUCCUGCAGCCUUCUUCCUCUCCGCUCCGCACCCGGCCCGGCCCUACCGUGGCCCUCCUCCGUGCACGCCGCCAUGGCAGAGGCAGCCGGCGCGAGGGAAAUCUAGCCCGGGGAUUUCAUGCGGCCUAGCUUGGUUCCGUCUUCUGCCCCCGCAGCCCCGGCGGCUGCCUGCACCCCAGCCCCGCUCCGGGCCUCCGUGUCUCUCCUGUGAUCGUACUGACACGGCCGGGGGGUUAGAAUGGAACAAACUGAAGACUCUCCCUGGAAAUUCAUUUGACUGCAUGCCAGUUCCUUGGUGCUUUAAGCCUUCGUGGUUAGCCCAGGACUAAGGAGAAUCUCAGUAGUCAGGCCCGAUGAGAGAAAGGGAAAGUUAAGGAUGCUGGAGCAGAACAAUGGAUUUCUCUUUCUCUUUCAUGCAAGGGAUCAUGGGAAACACAAUUCAGCAACCACCUCAACUCAUUGACUCCGCCAACAUCCGCCAGGAGGAUGCCUUUGAUAACAACAGUGACAUUGUUGAAGAUGGUGGCCAUACACCAUAUGAAGCUACCUUGCAGCAAGGCUUUCAGUACGCACCUACAACAGAAGAUCUUCCUCCACUCACAAAUGGCUAUCCACCAUCAAUCAGCAUGUAUGAAACUCAAACCAAAUACCCGUCUUAUAAUCAGUAUCCCAAUGGAUCGGCCAAUGGUUAUGGUGCAGUUAGAAACUUUAGCCCCCCUGACUAUUACCAUUCAGAAAUUUCAAACACAAGACCACAUGAAAUUCUGGAAAAACCUUCUCCUCCACAGCUACCACCUCCUCCUUCGGUACCACAGACUGUGAUUCCAAAGAAGACUGGCUCACCUGAAAUUAAACUAAAAAUAACCAAAACUAUCCAGAAUGGCAGGGAAUUGUUUGAGUCUUCUCUUUGUGGAGACCUUUUAAAUGAAGUACAGGCAAGUGAGCACACAAAGUCAAAGCAUGAAAGCAGAAAAGAAAAGAGGAAAAAAAGCAACAAGCAUGACUCAUCUAGAUCUGAAGAGCGCAAGUCACACAAAAUCCCCAAAUUAGAACCAGAGGAACAAAGUAGACCAAAUGAGAGGGUUGACCCUGUUUCCGAAAAGCCAAGAGAAGAUCCAGUACUAAAAGAGGAAACCCUGGUUCAGCCGAUAUUACCUUCUGUUCCAACCACGGAAGUGUCUGCUGGUGUUAAGUUCCAGGUUGGCGAUCUUGUUUGGUCUAAGGUGGGAACCUAUCCUUGGUGGCCUUGUAUGGUUUCAAGUGAUCCACAGCUCGAGGUUCAUACCAAAAUUAACACAAGAGGUGCCCGGGAAUAUCACGUCCAAUUUUUUAGCAACCAACCAGAGAGGGCAUGGGUUCAUGAAAAACGGGUACGAGAGUAUAAAGGUCAUAAACAGUAUGAAGAAUUACUGGCUGAGGCAACCAAACAAGCCAGCAAUCACUCUGAGAAACAAAAGAUUCGGAAACCCCGACCACAGAGAGAACGCGCUCAGUGGGAUAUUGGCAUUGCCCAUGCAGAGAAAGCGUUGAAAAUGACCCGAGAGGAAAGAAUAGAACAGUAUACUUUUAUCUAUAUUGAUAAACAGCCUGAGGAGGCUUUGUCGCAAGCAAAAAAGAACGUUGCCUCCAAAGCUGAAGUUAAAAAAACCCGGAGACCAAGAUCAGUGCUGAAUACUCAGCCAGAACAGACCAAUGCGAGUGAGGUGGCCUCCUCACUUUCAAGUACUGAGAUUCGGAGACAGAGCCAGAGGCGGCACACGAGUGUGGAAGAGGAAGAACCACCUCCUGUUAAAAUAGCCUGGAAAACAGCAGCAGCAAGGAAGUCUUUACCAGCUUCUAUUACAAUGCACAAAGGGAGCUUGGAUUUGCAGAAGUGUAACAUGUCUCCAGUGGUGAAAAUAGAACAAGUGUUUGCUCUUCAGAAUGCUACAGGAGAUGGGAAAUUUAUCGAUCAAUUUGUUUAUUCAACGAAGGGAAUUGGUAACAAAACGGAAAUAAGUGUCAGGGGACAAGACAGACUUAUAAUUUCUACACCAAACCAGAGAAAUGAAAAGGCAACUCAGAAUGUAUCAUCUCCUGAAGCAACAUCUGGCUCUGCAGGCAAGACCCUCCACCAGCAAAAAGAUUACAACUCACUUUAUUGCGGUGCUCUGGAACUGAACCCGCAAUACCUCCAAGGUUCAGCAGAAAAGAAGCAACAGAGAAGAUCAAUUAGAACUCGUUCUGAAUCAGAGAAAUCCACUGAAGUUGUGCCAAAGAAGAAGAUCAAAAAGGAGCAGGUUGAAGCAGUUCCUCAGGCUACAGUGAAGACUGGAUUACAGAAAGGUGCCAGCGAGAUUUCAGAUUCCUGUAAACCUCUAAAGAAAAGGAGUCGCGCCUCCACGGAUGUAGAAAUGACUAGUUCAGCAUACAGAGAUACAUCCGACUCCGAUUCUAGAGGCCUGAGUGACGUGCAGGUAGGCUUUGGAAAGCAAGUAGAUAGCCCUUCAGCGGCUGCAGAUGUAGACGCUUCUGAUGUGCAGUCCAUGGACUCCAGUUUGUCGAGAAGAGGCUUUGGGACGAGUAAGAAGGACACUGUGUGUCAGAUCUGUGAAAGCUCUGGUGACUCUCUGAUUCCUUGUGAGGGAGAGUGCUACAAAUACUUCCACCUGGAGUGCCUGGGAUCGCCAUCGCUCCCUGAUGGGAAAUUCGUCUGCAUGGAAUGUAAAACCGGGCAACACCCGUGUUUCUCAUGUAAGGUGUCUGGUACAGAGGUGAAGCGUUGCUCUGUUGGUGCUUGUGGGAAAUUUUAUCAUGAGGCCUGUGUCCGCAAAUUCCCCACUGCCAUCUUUGAGCCAAAAGGAUUCCGCUGUCCCCAGCACUGCUGCUCUGCCUGCUCAAUGGAGAAAGACAUCCACAAAGCAAGUAAAGGUCGCAUGAUGCGAUGUUUGAGAUGUCCAGUAGCCUAUCACUCGGGAGAUGCUUGCAUUGCUGCCGGAAGCAUAUUUGUGUCCUCCUACAUUCUCAUCUGUAGUAAUCAUUCCAAACGCAGCAGUAAUUCAUCCUCUGCUGUAAAUGUAGGCUUUUGUUUCGUUUGUGCAAGAGGGCUGAUAGUUCAGGACCAUUCAGACCCCAUGUUCAGUUCCUAUGCCUAUAAGUCCCACUACCUACUGAAUGAAUCAAAUCGUGCAGAGUUGAUGAAAUUACCUAUGAUUCCUUCUUCGUCAGCUUCCAAAAAGAAAUGUGAGAAAGGUGGAAGAUUGCUCUGCUGUGAAUCGUGCCCAGCUUCCUUCCACCCGGAAUGCCUGAGCAUAGACAUGCCAGAAGGCUGCUGGAAUUGUAAUGACUGUAAAGCUGGCAAGAAACUACAUUACAAGCAGAUUGUUUGGGUCAAAUUGGGAAAUUACAGGUGGUGGCCAGCAGAGAUCUGCAACCCCAGGUCUGUGCCCCUGAACAUCCAGGGCCUGAAGCAUGACUUGGGGGACUUCCCUGUGUUCUUCUUUGGUUCUCACGACUACUACUGGGUGCACCAGGGCAGAGUGUUCCCUUACGUCGAAGGAGACAGAAGCUUUGCCGACGGGCAGACUAGCAUCAACAAGACCUUCAAAAAAGCUCUGGAAGAAGCUGCAAAGCGUUUCCAGGAAUUGAAAGCACAAAGAGAAAGUAAAGAAGCAAUAGAGGUUGAAAAAAACUCAAGAAAACCUCCUCCUUACAAACACAUCAAAGCCAACAAAGUGAUCGGGAAGGUGCAGAUCCAGGUCGCAGACCUGUCGGAGAUCCCCCGCUGCAACUGCAAGCCAGCUGACGAGAACCCCUGCGGCUUGGACUCCGAGUGCCUGAACCGCAUGUUGCAGUACGAGUGUCACCCGCAGGUGUGCCCGGCCGGGGACCGCUGCCAGAACCAGUGCUUUACAAAGAGGCUCUACCCUGAUGCGGAAAUCAUCAAAACAGAGCGGAGAGGCUGGGGCCUCAGGACCAAACGGAGCAUUAAGAAGGGUGAAUUUGUAAAUGAAUAUGUUGGCGAAUUAAUUGAUGAAGAAGAAUGCAGAUUGCGAAUCAAGCGAGCCCAUGAGAAUAGUGUGACUAACUUUUAUAUGUUAACUGUUACCAAGGACCGUAUAAUUGACGCUGGCCCAAAAGGAAAUUACUCUCGCUUUAUGAAUCACAGUUGCAACCCAAACUGUGAAACACAGAAAUGGACAGUAAAUGGAGAUGUUCGAGUUGGACUGUUUGCUCUGUGUGAUAUUCCUGCAGGGAUGGAGUUAACUUUUAAUUACAACCUGGAUUGUCUGGGCAAUGGCAGAACGGAGUGCCACUGUGGCGCAGAGAACUGCAGCGGUUUUCUUGGAGUGCGGCCAAAGUCGGCGUGUGUGUCAACACCCGAAGAAAGGGCAAAAAAUGCUAAGCUGAAGCAGAAGAGACGGAAAAUCAAAACAGAACCAAAGCAGAUGCAUGAAGAUUACUGUUUUCAGUGUGGAGAUGGUGGAGAGCUGGUCAUGUGUGACAAAAAGGACUGUCCCAAAGCAUACCACCUCCUAUGCCUUAACCUGACUCAGCCACCAUAUGGAAAGUGGGAAUGCCCAUGGCAUCAGUGCAAUGAGUGCAGCAGCGCAGCGGUUUUCUUCUGCGAGUUCUGUCCACAUUCCUUCUGUAAAGAUCACGGAAAGGGAGCUCUGGUUCCCUCCGCACUGGAAGGCCUUCUCUGCUGCUCUGAACAUGACCCCGAGUCUCCUGUGUCACCAGAAUACUGGAGCAAGAUCAAAUGUAAAUUGGAAUCACAAGAUCAUGGAGAAGAAGUAAAGGAAUAAAUGGGUGGUGAUUUCCUUUUUUUUCUUUUCAUUUAAAUGGGGGGAAAAAAGCAAAAAAUAAGUGGACGAUGCGUUCGCAAGAGGAGAGACCACGGCAGUGCACGCAGCCUUCGCCAUCAGUACUGCCUUACUCGGUGAGAAUGGAGCCUGCGCCGCAGAGGGGGCAGUUGGGGUGUCUGGUUUUCCUGUUUGUUCCGUUGGUGUGAGGAUUCUGUUGUGGGGCGGGGUUGAUUCCCUUCGUCCUUUCCUGCCUUUUGUUGUGCUUCAAUGUCUUGCAGCCAGAAAAGGAAAUGUCUUUGCUUUUAAAAUAAGAGCGAGGAGAAAAGAAAGUUUGUUAAUGAGAUAAAUAUAGUCUAUGAUGUGUUCCUUGGGUGUUAAAAGCAAAAGUCACCAUCAUUCCUUUAUUUAUUUUCAUUUAAAAAAUUUUGAGAAGUGUCGUUCAGAUAGUCUGGUGUGUGUGUGUGUGUGUGUGUGUGUGUAGUAGGAAUUGGAGAAAGCCCUCUAGCAAAGGAUAUGAUGAUCGUUAUAUACCUCUGUACUGACUAGUGGGUAGGCUGACUUCUCUUUCCCUUCCAAAUGUGUCUCGUAGUCUUAGAGAAGCGUUCCAUGGAAGUAUCGAAUCUGGCCUCUUGCAAACACAAUGCCUCAGUGGAUCUUACCUCUGUGGUCUUUAAAUCAGGUGGGCUUUGUGAUAUGAUAAGUUUACAUAGAAAGGUAUAUAAUGUGGUUUUUGGUUUUGUUUUGGAGGAAAAAAGAGAAGUGGAGGUACUUACUGAGUUUGGAAUGCUUUCCAUUAACAGUGGGUAUUUUUGAUGAAGUGUGUUUAUGUGGACAGGAAUGCAUAGUGUUAGAAUGGUCAUUCCUGUUUCUUGACACAUUGAUAAUGGCAGCUAAAGGAAGAGGAAUGGCACAGACCAAAAAAGUUGGAUCAUAUAAGCACCAUUUUCUGUCACACCCUGGUCUGACUUGGAAAGAAUUGAGGACAUUUUACUUUCUGUCCCUUCCUUCUCCUAAUCAAACAUUCCCUUUGUCAGUUGACCCCUCAGUCUUGUUUCCUGGUGAAACUCACAAAUGAAUUUGAAUUGUAUUUGACUAACUCUUUUUGGUUUAGUUCCUAAUGGGGGCGGGGGCGGAGCAUCUCAAAGUUGUAUGUCAACAAUUUCUGUUUAGUGCUAUCCAGUACGUGAAAUUGCCCCCGUCGAAGGAGGGAGGGGAAGCACUUCUUGUACAGGGUAUGUAAGAGCCACACAAACACACUCCAUCUUUGGAGGCACUUAGGGAAAGCUCCCAAGAAAGCAGUGUUAGCGAAGACGGUUGGCUGUGUUGCUUGGAUCUCGUAAUGCGAGUCUACCGAGAUGUCUGCCCACAAAACUCACUUGCGUUUAAUGCUUAGGAAUAUGUGUGUUCCAGUGUUCCUUGAAUGAACUAAUUAGUAAUGUCAGACAUUGUUGUAACACUGUACUAAGUAGAAGUCUAGAAUUAGCUUGAAUGAACGUUAACUUGCUCUGUGAAUUUUGAUGGCCUGCAGUCGCUGGUAGCAUUUCUUUUCCCUCAAGAAGUACCUAGUGACCUAGGAGGUGCGGAGGGUGGGUGCUCUGCCGCAUCCUUCGGUCGCGCUCCGUGUGUUCCCUUCUCCUGUCAAUCUAGAGCUCUUCUCUGGUAAACAAGAAGAAAAGCUGUUUUGUGCCUCUCUUUUUUUUGUAUGUAAAUGUGCAAUUGUACUGGAUUUUGUCUUGUAAAAAAAACGAAACAAAACAAAAAACACUACAUUUCCUUUACUUAAGCUCCUAAACUGCCAUUUGCCUGAUUCUGGCAAUUAAUUCUGAGGUAACUUGUUGGGCCUCCAAUAAUUCUAUUGAUUAGAUAUGGUCCCAAAAGAAAGAGCAAAAUGGAAAAUGCUAUGCAUGUUACCAACUAUAAUUGCUACAGGUAACAUGAAUUAUAUCUCACCAAAACACUAAACUUUGCUCUUGAACAAUUAUAUAGUUUGAUGUCCUUUUAAAAAAUAAUUUAAGAAAAUCUAGGUUUUAUCAUACUAAAACUUUAUUUUAUAUAUGUAUAUGAUAAAUGUUUGCUUUUUAAAACUUACUAACAUGAAGGAUUUCCUUUAAUAUUCGAAAUGCAACUCUUGUUGAAACAGUAUCCAACAUGAAAUCUUAUCUCCUUAGUGCUGUUUAAUAUCUGAGACUUUUAUAUGGUAAGCCAGGGUAUAUCCUAUAUACUACAAAUACCUUAGGUUUAAGUAUUUUUAUGCAGUUUCUUCAUUGUGUCACAUUUUGUUUGUAUAUCUGUAAAAGAGCUCUGCUGAGACUUCUUAAUCUUGGGGGGCAGGAGGGUGUGAUGACUCACAGGACUGUUCUGCCAUUUCAGCAACCAGGGUAGAGAAUGAAAUAGCUACCCCCAGCUCUGGCGUCUUUGCCCACGAGUGUCCUUUAGCCGUCCGCACAGCAGUGUCAGCCGUGCCAGUGCCAAGGGGCUCUUCUCACACCUCCACUGGGUCACUGUCGGCCUAUUUAUUAUAUUGUAAAGUUGCAGGUCCUAGAAGCAAAAAAAGCAAGUUGUGCUUUUAAGUGUGCAUAGUAUCCACGCACUGUGCUCGCCCGUGCUUCACCAAUGAAAUAUUCCAAAAGACAUAUUGCACACUCAGUCAGAGGUUGGUGUUUGCUGACUUUUAACGAACUGUAGAAAUGAUCCCUGAAAGUAUAGUCUUGUUACCUUUUAAAUCUGUAUGUGGUCAGAGCAUAAAUUGUUGGUUUUUAUUCUUGUCCAAAAAUGAAAUGACUUUAAAACAGCAUGAGAUAAUGGUGGUAUUUUUUUUUUUUGCCUCAUAUUAAUUGUCUAGAGGAAGAAGUGAAUAUAAGAUUUUAGAUAACCAGCAAAAGUGUCAAAAAUUGGAUCGGCAACAACUGAGGGUAGAAUCCAGGGAAAGAAUCCGGCCUCGGAGUGCAGGGAGGGGCUGGGCCCGGCCUCGGGGGGGGGGGCGCAGCCCUUGUUCCUGGAAGGCUGAAGCAGCCGGGGGACGCGAUUCACUUUUCAAAUAUUUAAUCAGGGCUAGAAUUAGGAGUGAGGUGGGAUUUGUUUUCAUUUUUGUUUUAACAAGUUCCCACACUGUCUUAAUUCUCAAAAAUACUCUGGCCUAAGUUAUGGAAUAGGCUGAUUUUUAGAACCAUUGAAAUUUGGAUAUUUCUGGGUGUUCAUGUCAGGAACAUAUCUCAACUAAAUGAUAGGAAUGGUAAUAGUAAUAGGGGCAAGUAAGGCUGCUCCCAGUUCCCUUCUGUCAUUUCCAAGCAUUUGGAAACAUGCCUGUAAAUAAUGUCGUGAAAUUCUGAGAUAAUCAUGUAAAGGACCCCUAGGCAGGGCAGGCUCUUGGACAACUUUCUCUCCUGAUUCAUGAAGUGGAGUUUCCUUUUCGAGUAGCUUGUUGCAUGGUGUAUGCUCCAGUCAGGGUCAAACCCAGAUCUGCAGUUGGGAAACAGGCAGCUAGGCCAGUUACACAGAAUGUAAUCUCUGGACUACCCAGCAUUUGUUGCUUGUCUUUCAUUUCAUUUUAAAAUAAAAGCUCUUCCUCUAGCUUUCACCUUCAAGUCAAGGUGCUGCUACUUGCCACGUCCCAACAGGAUAAGAAAACAAGGUACCUUGGAGUCCUUGCAGCUUGGGAAGCUUACGUGUGAUGUACAUGAGGUACGCCGACACUGGGAAGUUGCUUAAUGGGCAGAGCAAAUUAGUUUUUGCGUUGAUUCUUACAAGGCUGAUGCGUCUAGCCAUCCCAAGUUGUCCAAGUUGCAGCAGGCAUGAAGUGAUCAUCUGGAAUAAUUUCCUUCCACCUAAGGCCACGUAGAAUUGGUCUCUGGUUAUGUGUAAACAAAGAGGAGAACUUGCUUCCAUUUUCAGAUAAGCUAGGGAGAAAAUAUAAUUAGACAGCUUUGUCAUGUAUUAACAAAUAUUGAAAAGUUGGAAAUUUGUAUAUACUGAAAUCGACCAACUUUUUUCUGGGGUGGGGCACAGGGGGAAAGAGGGUUAUAUUAGGGUGAGGGCGGGGAAUGAUAAUGUUUACCACAGGUACGAAGUAGUCACUUUAACAUUGAGACCUCUGCCUCAUUGAAUUCAGGUUUUUUAAGUACUUGAAAUUCUUCAGAUUCUCCUUAUUUUAACAGUUAUUUUAAAAUUUAUGAAGUAGAAGCAUUGUUUUGUAUACUGUUUUGAAAAUAAAUAGCCUAGUCUCUUAUCCUCUUUCACUUGGGUUAAAGGUAAAGUUCUGCAAAUGGGAGAGCAUGUUCACAGUAGAAUCUCAGAUUUAAUGUACACAUUUGAGGGAGAGACUCCUGCAUGGGAUACCAGCAGCAUUUUUAUGAAUAUUUUCUAUAUAUGUUCUUCAUUUUGUCAUUUUGUCAUUUUGUCAACCCAAGCACCUCUUCUUUCCUUUUAAUAUAUGCCUGUGUAGGGAAAACACAGAAGUUUGCACUUAUGUUACACUCCUAAAAUGCUGGGUGUAACCUGUGUGUUUCAAAAACCAUUUCCAUUCUUCUUUCAUCGGUCCAUUGCUUAGGUGGCAAGUUCAGGUGCUUGUGGCACAUACGUGUGAAAGGGAAGGAGAAGAGAAUUACCUGUCCUUUGGUAGCCUCUGAGAGUCGUUAAUGUGCAAAUAAAAGGGAAAAGGUGAAUUGUUGCCAAAGUCAUUUACUGGGUCCUUGUUUCCUUAUGUGACAUUACUGUGUCUGCAUAUUGACAAGAAAGCAGCCUCAGGUUCCAGUACUCCCCUUUCUGCCGGCCACAGACUUCUGAUAGGUAUGAAUGGCUCUCAUUAUCCCUCACAUUACCUAGAUUAGGUAUUUAUUAGGUGUUCUUGUCCAUUUGGAAGUAGACUGGGUAAAAUUUACUUUUACUUGGUUGUCAUUUAUAUCGCUCCUUAUUCCAUUUGUGCUGUCACAUACCCUAUGUUAAAAAAGAAAAUCGUUAUUGCCACCAACAACCAAGAUGUUAAAUGAUGAUUACACCUGGCUAAUAAUAAGAUUCUUUUUAUAUACAAGGGUGUGUGCAUAAUUGGUAUUGAUAUGAGAAAUUCAUUUGUACCCACUUGUGAUAAUUGCACAACAAACACAGAUACCUACAGAUUCUGUUUUCAUUUCCUUGUGAUCUUUAUCUAUGAUAACAACCUUUGUAGAUUGGUUAUUUCUGUACUUUGUUUAUCUAUAAUAAACUUUGUAGAUCCUGUGAAAUGUUAUUUUGCCUAAAUCACUUGAGACUUGAGUCUUUAAUAACAAAGCAUCGAUAUUCACUAAAGUCAAUCUCUUUUUGAGUUUCUGUGACUUGGCUAGAAGCUUGACACUAAGGGAUUAGUGUUAAUUUUCCCUGGGGGUGUUCCACUAGGGCAUUACUGUAUAUUGACUUGAUGUUGCCACACAGACUUCAAGAUAUAUGAUAUUUUGGGGAUUUUGUUGAUUGACCUAUGUUUUAUUGCAUAGUGUGAAAUGUGCAAAGCUUGGUUAACCUGUAUAUAGAUAGCUUAUUGUUGACUAGUUAUUGUGUAUUUAGGAUUGCCUGUACUAUUUAAGCUGCUUACUGCUGUGUGUGCUGGUAGGAACAUAUAAUUUUCGUAUAUUAUAUUUACUGAGAUGUUGCCUUUUUUAUUUUACAAAUACUUUGGAAUUGAAAUGUUUUGGGGGGUUUUUGUUUUUUGUUUUAUUGUUUUUUUGCUUCUGUGAGGAUUAAUUUGGAAAGGUUCUUAAUGACAUUCCACUGAUUUCAGAUUUUGCUUGAGAUUGACUUCAAUAAAUUGUCCUGUAU
Phyllostomus hastatus (greater spear-nosed bat) is the source of this 11384-nucleotide messenger RNA. It is a transcript of the gene NSD3, whose product is annotated as nuclear receptor binding SET domain protein 3. Gene Ontology annotation, cellular component: nucleus; chromatin. The record is from RefSeq and is a predicted model, not a curated record. Gene Ontology annotation, biological process: regulation of DNA-templated transcription. The transcript is spliced from 26 exons. Gene Ontology annotation, molecular function: histone H3K36 methyltransferase activity. The coding region runs from base 1206 to 5600 and encodes 1464 amino acids. Lineage: Eukaryota; Metazoa; Chordata; Mammalia; Chiroptera; Phyllostomidae.